This is a messenger RNA of Limulus polyphemus (Atlantic horseshoe crab), 1411 nucleotides long. RefSeq names its product BTB/POZ domain-containing protein kctd15-like. The coding region runs from base 120 to 1076 and encodes 318 amino acids. Gene Ontology annotation, molecular function: protein binding. The transcript is spliced from 3 exons. The record is from RefSeq and is a predicted model, not a curated record. Gene Ontology annotation, biological process: protein homooligomerization. NCBI's taxonomy places the organism in Eukaryota, Metazoa, Arthropoda, Merostomata, Xiphosura, Limulidae.
CCGCCUCUGGUUAUGAUUAACCCUAGCAGACUGCAAGGAUUCCACGAGUAAGGAGAGCUGUAUCGGACUCGGUCUUGUCAGUGUUGCCUAGUUCUUCGAUAGUGCGCCGACAACCAUUCAUGGCAGCCCGCGGUGCAGAAACGCGCCCACUAACCGCCAAGGUUUCUCCGGCCCCGCCGAGACCGAGUUUGAGUCCUUCCGCCGCAGCAGUCCUCGAAUCUGCUGCUGCUUAUGCUGAUAGACUAACGUUAGCUCGGUCUUGGAUGGAUUCUACUUUAGUAAUGAACUCCACUGAUUCCAACUUUAACCACAAAAUAGGAAUCCCGUGUGUAGCUGCUACCUCUCGAUACACAGCACCUGUACACAUUGAUGUCGGAGGAACUAUAUACACCUCUUCAUUGGAAACUCUCACCAAACAUCCAGAUUCUCGCCUUGCACGAAUGUUUAACGGAAGUAUUCCUAUCGUCUUAGACACGUUAAAACAACAUUACUUUAUAGACCGAGAUGGAAAGAUGUUCCGUCAUGUUUUGAACUUUCUUCGAACCAACACACUUCCGAUUUCAGAAGACUUCAAGGAGCAAGAUCUCUUACUGGAAGAAGCCAGAUUCUACGACAUACCUCCACUGGUAAAAAUGUUAGAGAACCUCAAGAAAGAUCGUCAUCGUAAAAAGCAGAGUAACAACUGUCAUUCCAAUUCCAACGAUAACCACUAUGAUGAUCGUCGAACGCCUAAUAAUGAUGAUAAAAGUACUGACACGGGUUUUCAGUGCAUGGCCCUUAAAAUUAGUCCUGAUCUUGGAGAACGAAUAACAAUCAGUGGGGAAAGGUCUGUAGUGGAAGAAGUUUUUCCUGAGAUUAGUCAGGCGCUAAUGGACGCUCGUAGUGGAGUAGCCUGGAACGCAGAUUCUAAACACGUCAUCAGAUUUCCGUUAAAUGGCUACUGUAAACUAAAUUCACUGCAAACAGUUUCACGUCUUUUGAAUAACGGCUUUAAGAUCAUGGCAUCCAACGGAGGUGGGGUAGAAGGGCAACAGUUUAGCGAGUAUCUUUUCGUCCGAAAAUAUUACCCCCUUUGAAGUUUGAAUUAAAACCGGAUCGAAAACUUUGAAAUUCGGAUUAGGUCUCAUGAUUUGGUUAUACCUUGAUGAUAUAAAACUCUGAGUUUUUAUCAAUCAGUACUGUAGAUGAUUUCAAUGGUGCUAUCAGAAAGGUCCUAACUUAGGACCUUGUUUUGUUCAUUUAUCAUGAUAACUAGUAUAGGAACUAUUUAUACACGUGUGUAAGUUUCAAUGAUAUUUUUGACCUUCACAAAUAGUUCCUGCCUGAUUAAAUGUCUAUCUGUCGUCAGAAGAAGAUUCGUGUGUGUUUUAUGAAAAUCUUGACCAAGCAAGCCAUAUCCUUCAGAGUUGUU